AUGGGAGUCGGCGGAAGUCGGCGAAAAGGCUAUGAGCGCAACGCCGUUAGCCAAGAAACAAGAGCGGAAGAGAUCGAACGCGCCCUCGACCCAGGAAACAAGAAAAGAUUUGUGUCCGUCCAAUCACAUCCGCCUACGGGAGGGGUCUCGGGCGCUGACAGCCCGAUUCCUGGGUCGGCAGAGCGGUCGUUCGGCAGAGCCAGAAACAGCCCACGACCCACCACGCCCGACCCGUGCAUCGGGCACCCCACCACCCCACCCCAACAACUUUGCAAAUGUUUUGCAACCAAACAGCUCAGCCCGGAGCAAGCUCACGGCGAAGAGUCGAGCGCGUGGAUCCCGCGCGAUAUUCGGGGCCGACCGCUAUCCAACGGGUCGACCCAUUCUGUCGUCUAA
Thermothelomyces thermophilus ATCC 42464 is the source of this 396-nucleotide messenger RNA. RefSeq lists its product as uncharacterized. The transcript has 3 exons. Bases 1 to 396 code for a protein of 131 amino acids. NCBI's taxonomy places the organism in Eukaryota, Fungi, Ascomycota, Sordariomycetes, Sordariales, Chaetomiaceae. The record is from RefSeq and is a predicted model, not a curated record.